AUGAAGUUUAACUUAUUGGACAGUAAACCCCGAUAUACACCUUUGGAUCCCGGAAUGAAAUUAGUGAAAGGUAAUAAUAGUAAAGGAGAACGCAUAGAUUCAACGAAGUAUCAGUCGUUGAUAGGAGCACUUCUCUACAUUGCGGUAUCAACCCGUCCUGACAUAAUGUACUCUGUAUGUAUACUCUCACAGUUCAACGUAGAACCGUAUACCGAGCACUUUGUAGCAGCCAAGCAUCUCUUGAGAUACCUAAUGACGACCAUCAAUCCCAAGCUUACUUAUGGAAGUGCACCAACCAAACUUACUGGAUACGUAGAUGCAGAUUGGGCUUGUAAUAUUGAUGACCGUCGAUCGAAUACUGGCUUUGUUUUUCUGAUGGUAGGUGGAGCAGUAUCAUGGGAAUCGAAGAAACAAACUUCUGUCGCUUUGAGCAGCACAGAAGCGGAAUAUAUGGCUCUUUCGCAGGCGUCUAAAGAAGCAUCGUAUCUUCUGAAUUUGUUAAAUGAAUUCAAAUAUGCAAAGGUAUCAUUUAAAUCUAUUUAA
Molecule: messenger RNA, 543 nt
Organism: Eupeodes corollae
Lineage: Eukaryota; Metazoa; Arthropoda; Insecta; Diptera; Syrphidae
Exons: 1
Coding region: 1-543 (180 amino acids)
Source: RefSeq, a predicted model, not a curated record